AUGAUCGUAUAUGGCAAAGCUUGCCAUCUUCCGGUAGAAUUGGAGCACCGAGCGUUUUGGGCUCUUAAAACCGUGAAUUUAGAUCUUACUCCCACGGCUAGGAGAAGAUAUUUCCAAAUCCAUGAGUUAGAAGCACUUAGAGAUGCGGCGUAUGAGCGUUCUUGGAGUAUCAAAAAGAAAACAAAAGCGUUGCAUGAUAGAAAGCUUAAAGGGUUGAAGGAGUUUAAAGUUGGUGAUAAAGUGCUCCUCUAUAAUUCGAGGUUUAAGUUGUUUCCUGGGAAGUUGAAGUUGAAGUGGACGGGACCGUAUGUCAUGAAGGAAGUGUUUCCGCAUGGUGCGAUUGAGCUAUACGAUAAAGCUAGUGAAAGCUCAUGGAAAUUGAAUGGCCACCAUUUAAAGAAUUACUUAGGAGGGCCGAUUAACAACACCGAGAAAGAGGAAACUCCUCUCGAAGAUCUUCCGAACAUCACCGUUUAG
This is a messenger RNA of Helianthus annuus (common sunflower), 477 nucleotides long. RefSeq lists its product as uncharacterized. Lineage: Eukaryota; Viridiplantae; Streptophyta; Magnoliopsida; Asterales; Asteraceae. The record is from RefSeq and is a predicted model, not a curated record. Bases 1 to 477 code for a protein of 158 amino acids. The transcript has a single exon.